AUGGUCAAUAUUGAGAGUGAAGAAGAUAUAAAGGUUAAAGUAAGAUUUUUAUCUGAUGUUGUAAUUUUAUACACAAGAAGUACAUUAACAUACGAUACAUUUGUAAAAUUAAUAAGAGAUGCUUGUAAAAUACCUAAUGAUGAUAAAUGUACAAUUAAAUGGAUUGAUGAAGAAGGUGAUCCAUGUACCAUAUCAUCAUCACCAGAAAUGGAAGAAGCAUUUCGUUUAACUAGAGAAACUAGAGAUGCUGAAUUAUGUAUACAUGUUUUUAAAGGAUAUCCUGCUGUUCCUGGUUUACCAUGUCAAGGUGAAGAUAAAUAUGUUUAUAGAAGAGGUGCUAGAAGAUGGAAUAAAAUAUAUCAAGUUAAUGGGCAUAGAUUUCAUAUAAAACGUUUAAAAAGUAAUACACCAUGUUUUAUAUGUUCUGGUUCCAUUUGGGGCAUCACUGGACAAGGUUAUCGUUGUAUGGAUUGUAGAUUAUGUGUACAUAAAAAAUGUCAUCGUAAUGUUCGUCGUAUAUGUGAUGCUAAUUUACCACCAACAAAAACAGAAGAAGAAAAAAAAGAAGGUAUAACAGAACAUGCAUUUAUAAAAGAAUAUAAAAAUAAUAUUAAUAAAAAUGAUAUUAAUAAUGGUAUAGAAAAUAUGGCUUUUGCUGGUAAUGAUCAAGAUUAUUAUAUGAAAGAUAUGUCUAAGAAAAAUAAUGAUUCAUCACAAUAUAGAGGUUCAUUAAAAGAAGUUAAUAGUAUUGAACAUACAAUGAAAGUAUCUGGUGUUAGUAAAAAAGUAACAUUAGAUGAUUUUAAUUUAUUAACAGUAAUUGGUCGUGGUUCUUAUGCUAAAGUUGUUCAAGCAGAACAUAAAAAAACAAAAGAUAUUUAUGCAAUAAAAAUUAUUAAAAAACAAAUGUUUAAUGAUGAUGAAGAUAUUGAUUGGGUUCAAACAGAAAAAACAGUUUUUGAAACAGCAUCUAAUCAUCCAUUUCUUGUUGGUCUUCAUUCAUGUUUUCAAACUGAUUCUAGAUUAUUUUUUGUCAUUGAAUUUGUACCUGGUGGUGAUUUAAUGUAUCAUAUGCAAAGACAUCGUAAACUCCCAGAGGAUCAUGCACGUUUCUAUUCAGCUGAAAUAAUAUUAGCUUUACACUUCCUUCAUACAAGUGGAAUAAUUUAUCGUGAUUUAAAAUUGGAUAAUGUUCUUAUUGAUUCAACAGGACAUAUUAAAUUAACUGAUUAUGGAAUGUGUAAAGAAAAUAUUGGGCCUGGAGAUCGCACAAAUACAUUUUGUGGUACACCAAAUUAUAUUGCUCCAGAAAUUUUGCGUGGUGAAGAUUAUGGUUUUUCUGUUGAUUGGUGGGCAUUAGGAGUAUUGAUGUAUGAAAUGAUGGCUGGACGAUCUCCUUUUGACGUUGUCGCAAUGAAUGGUGAUACAGAUCAAAAUUCAGAAGAUUAUUUAUUUGAAAUUAUAUUAGAAAAACAAAUAAGAAUUCCCAGAAGUUUAUCUGUUAAAGCAGCUGGUAUAUUAAGAGGUUUCUUAAAUAAGUUCCCUGAAGACAGAUUAGGUUGUAAUUUAGAUUUAGAAAUUGCUCUUAAUGAUAUGAAAAAUAAUGCAUUCUUUAAAAAUCAUAUUGAUUGGGAAAUGUUAGAGGCAAAACAAAUUCAACCACCUUACAAUCCAAAUGUUCAAUCUGAUAGAGAUUUACAACAUUUUGAUAAACAAUUUACUGAUGAAGCACCAAAUUUAACAAUUGACGAUCCAAAUAUUAUAGCACGAAUUGAUCAAACUGAAUUUGAAGGUUUUGAGUAUGUAAAUCCACUAUUGAUGGCUAAAGAGGAUAGUGUAUAA
Strongyloides ratti is the source of this 1842-nucleotide messenger RNA. RefSeq names its product Protein kinase C zeta type. NCBI's taxonomy places the organism in Eukaryota, Metazoa, Nematoda, Chromadorea, Rhabditida, Strongyloididae. The record is from RefSeq and is a predicted model, not a curated record. Gene Ontology annotation, biological process: protein phosphorylation. Bases 1 to 1842 code for a protein of 613 amino acids. Gene Ontology annotation, molecular function: protein binding; ATP binding; protein serine/threonine kinase activity. The transcript is spliced from 5 exons.